Molecule: messenger RNA, 3104 nt
Organism: Mytilus trossulus (common blue mussel)
Lineage: Eukaryota; Metazoa; Mollusca; Bivalvia; Mytilida; Mytilidae
Product: heat shock 70 kDa protein 12A-like
Exons: 4
Coding region: 105-1844 (579 amino acids)
Source: RefSeq, a predicted model, not a curated record
AUUACAUUUUGGUGGCAGCCAUUGAUUUUGGAACAACUUUUUCUGGAUAUGCCUAUUCGUUUCGACACGAUUACGAAACAGACAAGCUGAAAAUAUAUACCAAUAUGUGGGCACAUAACAGCGGGCUAUCGACAAAGGCUCCAUCAGCAGUUUUGAUUGGUCCAGAUCGUAAAGUGAAGGCUUUUGGAUAUGAAGCACACAGGAAAUACAACGAAUUAAUAGAACGUGAAGAGGGCAUGGAUCAUCUAUUCUUCGAAAAGUUUAAAAUGAUGUUGUUUACCACGAAGAAUCUAAACAACACAACUUUGAUACGUGAUAUUUCUGGAAAGGAGAUGCUUGCUAUAGAGAUGUUUGCUUUGGUACUUGGAUAUCUACGGAACCAUUUAAUGCAAAGACUUCAGAACCGUGAUACCGAUGCCAUACUGGAAGAAAACAUGAUACAAUGGGUUCUAACUGUUCCGGCAAUAUGGAGUGAAAAGGCAAAACAGUUUAUGCGAUAUGCAGCGGAUAAAGGUGGUAUUCCGAGUAAACACCUUAUUCUCGCUUUGGAACCAGAAAGUGCAUCGUUAUACUGUAAAUACCUACCACAAUGCAUCACCAUGCAAGGCAAACGAAUGACUGAAAACACAUUAGAAAAUGGAACAAAGUACAUAGUGUUGGACAUUGGAGGCGGGACUGUUGAUGUAACAGCUCAUGAAAUACAAAGAGACGGAACUCUCCAAGAACUAUAUCAAGCAACAGGUGGUUGCUGGGGUGGAACAACCAUAGAUCUGGAAUUUCAGAGUUUGUUAAGCACGAUAUUUGGAUCCGAUGUCAUUUCUAAAAUAAAUGAUGAACAUCCAAAUGAAAUGAUAGAUGUACUACUCGAUUUUGAAAUGAUAAAGAGAAGCUACGAACCAGGUGUAACCUCUCACAUCAGUAUCAAAUGCCCUUCGUACUUUUUCGAGGUUUAUGAAAAGAAACAUGGUGUCAGCAUCAGGGAAGAUGUUAAAAAUACCUGUACAGGUGAACAGGUGAAAUUUGUCAGAGAUAAGCUACUCAUAUACGCAGAUACGUAUGAAGGUUUCUAUACUAAAACUUUGGAUAAACUUGUCAAUCAUCUCAGACAACUUUUACAUUUAGACACAUUGUCAGACAUUACAACAUUACUUCUUGUAGGAGGUUUUGCUGAAUCAAAAGUGAUUAAAAACAGCAUCAUUACAAACUUCCCCCUACUUCGUGUUAUAAACCCAGACGAUUGUUCCAUGGCAGUGUUAAAAGGUGCCGUGUUGUAUGGUCAUGACCAAAAAGCGAUUAGUUCCAGAAUUUCCAAGUGUUCCUAUGGAAUUGGAACUCACGUUAACUUUCAUGAAGGAAUCCAUCCGGAAACAAAGAAGCGUAUUGUUAAUGGUAUAGAGAUAUGUGAUGAUAUUUUUGAUAUGCACAUGAGGUUGGGAGAAAGAGUUGAAAUAAGUCAACCCAGGUUAGAAAAAAUCUACCAUCGGCGCGUUCGUCCUGAUUUUUCAACUACUGCCUCUCUGUAUGUCUAUGCAUCCACUUCUAACUCUCCCAUGUUUGUUACCGAUGACUCUUGUAAUGUGUUAGGAUGUUUGUCUAUUGCGCUUUCUGGUGAUAGAGAUGGAAAGGUACAAAAGGCGCUUCCUGUCGAUACUGACAAAACAGUACAAAGUGCGCUUUCUAAGGAUACAAAUAACACAGUACAAAGUGCGUUAUCUGGGAAUACAAAUACAACAUUACAAAGUGUACUCGUCAGUUUCCAUUACGUUGGUACAGAACUAGGGGUGCUUGUUCGAGUGGCAAAGACCGGGAAAGUAUUAGGAGCAAAGUUCGACUUUCUUUGUUAAAAUUCAAUAGUUGAAUUUGAAAAAUAAUAACUUCGGUCGUUUAGCUAUAUAUAUAACUAUAUAAGCACAACUCUGAUAAACAAAUGAAUUAUAUACGUUAUAAAAACAAUUGUGAAGAUAUUGAUGAUUUUUAUUUAUAUUUUGUUGAUGUAAUUGUCAGAUUCAUACAUGUAUAUAAAAUACACACUACUUAAGAAAUAUUUGGGUAACAAAGUUCAUAAUUCCUUUGCCAAAAAUGGCAAAAAUUCUACACAGUAAAGUAUGUGGUAAACAAAUAUGCAAUAUGUCAUGACACAAAAUCCCAACAUACUCUUGACAAAACCCAUUAGUAAAGUAACAGUGCUUCAUUACUUCCCUGUGUUUUCAAAGUCACAAUAAGGUAUAUAUAUUUAUUGCAUUUUCCUUUUCUUAUAUUUACAAAACAGAAGAAGAGAUAGGAUUGAAUAGGUCAAAAAAUGAGUGCGUACAUCAUGGUCCUUUUAUUUAAUUCUAAGCAAAUGUAAAAAAAACAAACAUUUUUUUUAGCGCUCUGAUAAUCAAUUGAAUAGAUCGUAUUAGGAGAACGUCCGUCUGUCAUUCCCACUUGUCAUAUCGUACGAGUUUAAGAAUUGUAGGCUCGCCUAAGGUUCUAAACGCCUAAAUCCAAUCAUACGUUUAACAAGCACAGGACUAAACUUUGUGUGUUGAUUUAAAAGUUGAAUACUUAAACUUUCUAUUUUUCUUCUCUUGCAUCAACAUGUACUUUAUUCUUUUAUACUAUUUAAUUCCCCAUUGAAAGGCCUCCAAUAGACCGAAUGACUGUAAAUUCAUUGUUAUCGAUAGCCGAUGACAAACAAGUUAAAGGCAAAUGAUUAAGUCAUAUAAUAAUAUUACAAACAUAAGUAUUGUGGUUGGCCAUGCUGUAAUGCAAAUCAUUCUAACAGUUUUAAACUUAUUCAACAUGAUGAAAGCACUCCCAUAACUGUCUCCCUUUUCUACUUUUAAGAUUACUUCCGCGCAAUGAAAAUUUGUAUAAAAUUUAUUAUAAUUUCAUUUAUAAUAAGCUUAUUUUACAACGUGUAAGCAUAGAUGUAAUACCAUACACUGGCAGUAAUACGAUAUGUAAACUAGAAUCAUUUUUGUAUGUACAUGUAUUUAACUUAGAGUCAGUUUCUUCGUGUUGUUUGUUUAACUUUGCAAAUUUUGAAUAAACUAUUUUGCAAUAAAACAGUUCAGCAUUCUUUUGAAGGAAAUACACCUGUCAAAUAAAGACGAAAAUGU